Rhinopithecus roxellana (golden snub-nosed monkey) is the source of this 2250-nucleotide messenger RNA. It is a transcript of the gene PI16, whose product is annotated as peptidase inhibitor 16. The coding region runs from base 384 to 1784 and encodes 466 amino acids. NCBI's taxonomy places the organism in Eukaryota, Metazoa, Chordata, Mammalia, Primates, Cercopithecidae. Gene Ontology annotation, cellular component: extracellular region. The transcript is spliced from 7 exons. The record is from RefSeq and is a predicted model, not a curated record.
GAUAGGGUCUGUGGUUUCCUUUCUCUUAUCUAUCCUCAACACACAGUGGGUGUGACCUGGGUGCAACCAGUCACAGCUCUGCAGAGGUUACUAUGAUUUUGCCCCUGAAGGAUCUGUCCACAACUUAGGAACUCAAACAACUUUUGGCCUGAGCCCCUGUUACCGAGAGAAAGGAGGUUUUUGCCAAGGACUCCAAGGGGAGUGCACUUGAUGCUGGUCGGGACCCAAGGCACCCAGCCCUCCCUGAGACAUUGUGUGAGUCGGGCUGGGCCUCAGACACAGCCCCCACUGCCCCACCCCAGCCAGGGUGGUGCUUGUGUGGGAAGGACUUUAAAUCCAGCUGCCAGACCCCUGCACGGGAGAAGGAGAGACAGCUGGCCACCAUGCACGGCUCCUGCAGUUUCCUGAUGCUUCUGCUGCCGCUGCUACUACUGCUGGUGGCCACCACAGGCCCCGCUGGAGCCCUCACAGACGAGGAGAAACGUCUGAUGCUGGAGCUGCACAACCUCUACCGGGCCCAGGUAUCCCCACCGGCCUCAGACAUGCUGCACAUGAGAUGGGACGAGGAGCUGGCCGCCUUCGCCAAGGCCUACGCACGGCAGUGCGUGUGGGGCCACAACAAGGACCGCGGGCGGCGCGGCGAGAAUCUGUUCGCCAUCACCGACCAGGGCCUGGACGUGCCGCUGGCCAUGGAGGAGUGGCACCACGAGCGCGAGCACUACAACCUCAGCGCCGCCACCUGCAGCCCGGGCCAGAUGUGCGGCCACUACACGCAGGUGGUUUGGGCCAAGACAGAGAGGAUCGGCUGCGGUUCCCACUUCUGUGAGAAGCUCCAGGGUGUUGAGGAAACCAACAUCGAAUUACUGGUGUGCAACUAUGAGCCCCCGGGGAACGUGAAGGGGAAACGGCCUUACCAGGAGGGGACUCCGUGCUCCCAAUGUCCCUCUGGCUAUGGCUGCAAGAACUCCCUCUGUGAACCCAUCGGAAGCCCGGAAGACGCCCAGGAUUUGCCUUACCUGGUAACUGAGGCCCCAUCCUUCCUGGCAACUGAAGCCUCAGACUCUAGGAAAAUGGGUACUCCUUCCCUAGCAACGGGGAUUCCGGCUUUCUUGGUAACAGAGGUCUCAGGUUCCCCGGCAACCAAGGCUCUGCCUGCUGUGGAAACCCAGGCCCCAACUUCCUUAGCAACAAAAGACCCGCCCUCCAUGGCAACAGAGGCUCCACCUUCUGUAACAACUGAGGUGCCUUCCAUUUUGGCAGCUCACAGCCUGCCCUCCUUGGAUGAGGAGCCAGUUACCUUCCCGGAAUCGACCCAUGUUCCUACCCCAAAAUCAGCAGACAAAGUGACAGACAAAACAAAAGUGCCCUUUGGGAGCCCAGAGAACUCUCUGGACCCCAAGAUGCCCCUGACAGGGGCAAGGGAGCUCCUACCCCAUGCCCAGGAGGAGGCUGAGGCUGAGGGAGAGGCUGAGGCUGAGUUGCCUCCUUCCAGUGAGGUCUUGGCCUCAGUUUUUCCAGCCCAGGACAAGCCAGGUGAGCUGCAGGCCACACUGGACCACACGGGGCACACCUCUUCCAAGUCCCUGCCCAAUUUCCCCAAUACCUCUGCCACCGCUAAUGCCAUGGGUGGGCGUGCCCUGGCUCUGCAGUCGUCCUUGCCAGGUGCAGAGGGCCCUGACAAGCCUAGCGUCGUGUCAGGGCUGAACCCAGGCCCUGGUCAUGUGUGGGGCCCUCUCCUGGGACUACUGCUCCUGCUUCCCCUGAUGUUGGCUGGAAUCUUCUGAAGGGGAUACCACUCAAAGGGUGAAGAGGUCAGCUGUCCUCCUGUCAUCUUCCCCACCCUGUCCCCAGCCCCUAAACAAGAUGCUUCUUGGUUAAGGCCCUCUGGAAGGGAAAGGCUACGGGGCAUGUGCCUCAUCACACCAUCCUGGAGGCACAAGGCCUGGCUGACUGCGAGCGCAGGGGGCCGCCUGAGGACUGCACACCGGGCCCACACCUCUCCUGCCCCUCCCUCCUGAGUCCUGGGGGUGGGAGGAUUUGAGGGAGCUCACUGCCUACCUGGCCUGGGGCUGUCUGCCCACACAGUAUGCGUGCUCUCCCUGAGUACCUGCGUAGCUGGGGACGGGGAUUGCAAGGGGCAGAUGAAGGACAAGCCCCACUGGAGUGGGGUUCUGUGGGUAGGGGAGGCAGGGACAAGGGAAGGAAAGCAACUCCUGACUGUCCAAUAAAAACCUGUCCAACCUGUGGCAA